Myiozetetes cayanensis is the source of this 5162-nucleotide messenger RNA. RefSeq names its product protein phosphatase 2 regulatory subunit B'epsilon (gene PPP2R5E). Gene Ontology annotation, cellular component: protein phosphatase type 2A complex; cytosol; nucleus. The transcript is spliced from 14 exons. NCBI's taxonomy places the organism in Eukaryota, Metazoa, Chordata, Aves, Passeriformes, Tyrannidae. Bases 564 to 1967 code for a protein of 467 amino acids. Gene Ontology annotation, biological process: protein dephosphorylation; signal transduction. Gene Ontology annotation, molecular function: protein phosphatase activator activity. The record is from RefSeq and is a predicted model, not a curated record.
GCGCUCGGUUGUGAGCGAGCGAGUGCGUGCGAGCGAGUGCCAUGGCCGGAGCCCGCUGAGAGCCACAAUAGGAGCGCGACCCCGACGCCCACCGGGACCCUCCGCUCGCUCUUCUUCCCCCGCGCCAGCGCCGCCGGCGGAACCCGCGCUCCCGCCCUGCCCGGCACUGCCCCCCCCUUCUCAGCGCCCGCCGCUCCCCCUCGGCUCGGCUCGGCUCGGCUCUGCUCGGCGGCUCCCCCCCCACCACCCCACACCACCCCGCCUCGCAGGGCCCUUCUCCGGGAAUGUGAAGAGGCAGCGGCACCGCAGGCAGCGGGGAGUGCACGGGACUGAGCGGAGCCGCCCGCGCCUGAACCCGCCGCCGACGCCGCCCUGCGCCGGGGAGGCCCCGCCGCCGCCGAGGCCGAGGCCUACAGGGCUCCUGCGCCGCCGCGGCAGCGACCGAGCCCGGCGAGAACCGCACUCGGGCCGCCGCCGCCGCCAGGCAUCGGCCGCGCUCCGCCAAGGCCGCCGCCGCCUCCCUCCGUCUCCGGCUUCUCUACCCGGGAGCGUCAAGUAGGGAUAUGUCCUCAGCACCAACUACUCCUCCAUCAGUGGAUAAAGUAGACGGAUUUUCUCGGAAGUCCGUCAGAAAAGCCAGACAGAAGAGGUCACAAAGCUCCUCCCAGUUUAGGUCUCAGGGCAAGCCUAUCGAGUUAACUCCCCUGCCUCUGCUAAAAGACGUUCCAUCUUCAGAGCAGCCUGAACUGUUCCUAAAGAAACUUCAACAGUGCUGUGUCAUUUUUGACUUCAUGGACACGCUUUCAGACCUUAAAAUGAAAGAAUACAAGCGCUCCACUCUUAAUGAACUGGUGGACUACAUUACAAUAAGCAGAGGCUGUUUGACAGAGCAGACUUACCCUGAAGUAGUUAGAAUGGUAUCUUGCAAUAUCUUCAGAACUCUCCCACCUAGUGACAGCAAUGAAUUUGAUCCAGAAGAAGAUGAACCCACCUUGGAGGCAUCGUGGCCACAUUUACAGCUUGUAUAUGAGUUUUUCAUACGAUUUUUGGAAAGCCAAGAAUUUCAGCCCAGCAUUGCCAAAAAGUACAUAGAUCAGAAAUUUGUAUUGCAGCUGUUGGAGCUGUUUGACAGCGAAGACCCUCGAGAACGAGACUACCUAAAAACAGUCUUGCACAGAAUUUAUGGCAAGUUUCUGGGUCUUAGAGCAUUUAUCCGAAAACAGAUUAAUAAUAUUUUUCUACGAUUUGUUUAUGAAACUGAACACUUCAAUGGCGUAGCUGAACUGUUGGAAAUUUUAGGAAGUAUUAUCAAUGGUUUUGCUUUACCUCUGAAGGCAGAGCAUAAACAGUUUCUGGUGAAGGUGCUGAUCCCUUUACACACCGUCAGGAGUUUAUCACUCUUCCAUGCACAGCUGGCGUAUUGCAUAGUACAGUUUCUGGAGAAAGACCCCUCGCUCACAGAACCGGUCAUUAGAGGUUUAAUGAAAUUCUGGCCAAAAACCUGCAGUCAGAAAGAGGUUAUGUUCCUAGGAGAGCUGGAGGAAAUCUUGGAUGUAAUUGAACCAUCACAAUUUGUCAAAAUCCAGGAACCGUUGUUUAAACAAAUUGCCAAGUGUGUCUCUAGCCCUCAUUUUCAGGUGGCUGAAAGAGCGCUGUAUUAUUGGAAUAACGAGUACAUCAUGAGUUUGAUAGAGGAGAACUCAAAUGUUAUACUUCCCAUCAUGUUUUCCAGCCUUUAUAGGAUUUCUAAAGAGCACUGGAAUCCGGCUAUUGUGGCUUUAGUCUACAAUGUGUUGAAGGCAUUUAUGGAAAUGAACAGCACCAUGUUUGACGAGCUGACAGCCACUUACAAGUCAGAUCGUCAGCGUGAGAAGAAGAAAGAGAAAGAACGUGAAGAACUGUGGAAAAAACUGGAGGAUUUGGAAUUAAAGAGAGGUCUUAGACGUGAUGGAAUAAUUCCAACUUAACAAAAAAACAAAACAGCAUUAUUAACCUGUGGAGUCACACAUUUAUGUAGUAGAAGAUGGAGCAACAGUUUUCUGUAUUGUGCAACUUUACAGUAGAUUUCACAUUUGUUUCAUUAUUACAACAGCACUGUAUAUACCUGUCUCUAAGUAAAGGAAAAAAAUAAGGACUUUAAUCCAAAGUUUGGACAACAGAUGGACUUCUCAGAACUUUGCAAACAUAAUCAUUGUUUUAACCCUUCUUUAAAACCAGUCUUCAAAGAUCUGUUGAUGAAAAUUGCAAUGUCAAAUUCCAUUGUCAGGACCUGUUCCUUAUUUAUCAUUAGCAGAGAGUAUAAUACAACUUUCAAAUGUGAACAAUCUUAAAAUUUAGCUUGUCUUUCUGCUAAACUGUUACGUGUAUUUAUAGUAAAAGAGAAAAAAGACUGUCAUUUCCUUAUGAGUUUGUGUAACAUCCUCCUUCUCUGGAUAACUUUACUGUAAUUUGACUUUUUUUUUCCUUUUGCACAUCUUCAUAAGUUGAAUGUCCAUUCAGAUCAGGGCCACGAAAAACACUGGUCCUGAAUAAAAGUUUUGUUUACUGGUGUGAGAAUUUUUUUAGUACCAGGCUGUCUCUGGUGCUUCCUUAAUUUGAACAUUAGGAGUUAAAAAAACAAGUAGGUGAUAAACGUAGUAGGAAGGGGAGCUUUGGAUUCGUGCACCUUUUUAUUGCAAAUCCAAAUUAGUGUCCACAAUCCUUGAAAAAAUGGGCAGUGGUAACACCCUGGACUUCGGUACCUAACCAGUAUUAGUGAUGCAGCAUUGGAGGCACGUACCAGAGUUGGGUUAGAAACACUAACUGCUAAAUUAUUACCGUAUGUUUUUAUUGGACCAUUUAGAAAGAACACACAUGCUAAACAACACAAGCGUGAAAUUGAUCUCCAGUGGUCAUGGAUCUAAUUGGAAAAUGAGUUGAGGUAGCAGUAUGGACAGUUUGGAGUUGUUGCCUUACUUUUUAAUAUGUAUUUAUAAAGUGUUCCAGCAAAAGAGGAUGUAGCCUCUAAAAAACAUACUUUCGUGUUUUUGUGGUUCUAGUACUAUUACUCAUCACAGUACCAGCCCUGUGGUCUUAGCUGGAAAGGAUUCUGGAUAAUACACUUCUGCAUUCUCAUCUGGAUGCUCAUUCCUAACUACUGUAUUUGUUACCAAAAGUGGUUCUACAAAUGCUACUGAAAAAAAAAAAAAAAAUUCUGGAAAUCCUAAUGUUCUGAGUAUUAAUAAUAAAGUUUAAAAUGCUUUUAUAUCAAAGGUGCAUUGUGACCAAAUUGUUUAAAACAAAAGAGGAAAAAAAAUUACAAAAAAAACAAAAGAAGAGGGCUGUAUUAUAAGUAUACAUUAUUGGCUAUCUGCUUUGUAUUUGAAAGUGGAAUCUUACAUCUUUGGUAGGUAAAAUGCUGAUAAGACUUAUGUACAGUAUAUAUUUAGCUAAUGCAGUUGCAUUAUUAUAUACCGGAAGGUAUGUGUUUCGGGAUUUUUCUCCAGGAUGCUUUUGAACUGUUAUAGACAUAUGACAACAGUGAAUUGAUAAUCCUAAACCAUCAAUCCAGCAGUAUUUACAGUAUAAAACUGAAUUGGUGUUCAUGAGUCUUUGUGAUAGUUGCAAACAUGAAUUUAUGACCUGUUGCCAUUGAUAGAAAUACAGUAUAAAUACAAGCUUGUAUAUUUUUCUUCCUACCAUUUAAAUAUGCAGUAGGAUUUGAAGUUUUCUUGUUUUCAGGCACGGAAAAGAGGUAAAAAAAAGAAUUCCCUCCUAGACUACUGACUGUUUCAGGAUUAUCAGGUCACAGUUUGUACUCCUCGGUCUGCGCACACAAAUGUUGUAAACACAACGUUUUGUAAGAACUUGACACUGUUAAUUCUGGAAAAAAAAAAAAAAGUGGAACUAGUCAUAUGCAACACCAAACACGACAUGGUUUUAAUGGGAUUAAUAUGAGCUUCUUUUAAGAACAUUGACUGGGACGCAAUGUAAAUUAGGCAGUUACUGUCAUAGUUGGAACAUUUUAUUUUAAAGUGCUGAAGCAAAGGUGCAAGCUGAAAUACUGAAGAUUAAAUAAAUUUAUAACAAAUCAUGUCCCUUAGCCCAUUGAUUUUGACAGUCUUUUAUUUCUGUUACCAAAAAAAAAAAAUAUAUAUUUGCUAGUGUGACUUCUGUGUGAAAUCAUCAUACAGUACAAAAGGGUGGACUCAAACUCAUGCUCAAAGACUAUGUUCCAUUGUGAAAAACUGAGAUAGAAUGGAGGAAUAAAACGUCAUGUUUUUCACCUGGUGGAGUAAAACACAACAAUGUGAAAUUAGAAAAAGCACCUUGUCCUGUACUUAGAGCUUAGGUGAGUGUUGUUUGUUCAUAACUAUUUUUGGUUUCUGACAUGUCAUCCUGCUAUUGAUCAUACGAAACUGACGAGAACCUGAUGGGUUGCAAUAUUUUGUUACCUCUGAUUGUUACCUCUGAUGUGGGGAUAGUGGGGUGUAUCUAAAGUUUAUAGAUGACUUAUCACUUCCGAGAAGGAAUGUUUAACGUGAGAACGGGACGCUGUGAUGUUAUUAGUCACUUGACUCUAAAGGCUCACCCGGCAGUAGGUUUGCACUGUGCGAUGUACCCAAAAGAAGCACUUGCCACAAUGAUACCACCGUACCCCCCGGGACCCACAGGCUGCCGCAAUCCCAGCGCCGUGUCCUGCCCUGCAGUGCUCCCGCCGCUGUCGCUCGGAGCUGCGGGCCGAGGAGGAGGCGGCACACGGGGCCCAAGUGUGUGAUCAGUGCAUCUGUUUAAUUACAGCUUUUCGUUCGCUUCUUGAGUUCCAGAAACGACCUUUUUCGUUUGUGUAAAUGUUGUUACUCACGGCUCGUCCGGCGGGCGUUGGGGUGGCCGCUCGUGUGUCCUGUGCCAUAUUGGUUUCAGGAGGAAGGGUUGGAUGCUGUCUGGUCAAAGGAAAAGAGCUGCGUUUUCGACGCUGAGGGCAUUGCAUCGGGUCAUGGGGAUGUAACAGCUGUAAAAGUAAAGUUCCUCUCAUACACUUCAAACCGAGCACACGUUGCUUUCUUCCUCCUGCAAGUCUCCCCUUAUUGUUUUUCCUUUCAUUGCUUUCGAGUGUUCUUUGUCUCCCUUCCAAAGGUUGGAAUGCUUCAAAUAAAAGUAUUCUAAUGCCAUUGGAGCGUUCA